CGCGCGCUUCACGCGUUGCUCAUCUCCUCCGUGGCGUCCCUGUUUACGCUCGAGCCCCGCAGCCCUCUAAUGUGUGAUUGUGACCGUCGGCAGCAGCAGCAGAAGAGGAGGAGGCUCUCCUCCUGUUAACGACACAACUCAACGCCAGCGCGAGGAGAUAAAACAAGGACCCGCUGAAGGUGAGUUAGAUGGAAGCGGAGUGACGAUGUUCGCUGUUGACUGAAGUCGCCUCCACCAAACACGAUGAAGGGGAGGCUGCUUCGGGGUUUCCUAUCGGAAGUUUCCAUCCGGCUGGCGCUGCUGCUCGUGUUCCUUGUGACGGAGCAGCUUUCUCCUUUCUACCGCGAGAUCCAGCCAGAGGAGAUGUGGCUGUACAAGUUCCACCGCGUGGAGCGAGACCACGUGCCCACCACUCUCAUGUUUAGUGUGGCGGUUUUCACGCCGCUGAUUGUGAUCCUGGUCUUCACCUUCCUGAAGACGGCGGAGCGAGGAGACGUCAAGGAGGCCUCGCUGGCUGUGACUUUGACGCUGGUGCUGAACGGAGUCUUCACCAACGUCAUCAAGCUGGUCGUCGGCAGGCCGCGGCCCGACUUCUUCUACCGCUGUUUCCCAGACGGUCAGAUGAACCUGGAGUUCCGCUGCAGCGGUGACCCAGAUGUGGUCAUGGAGGGCAGGAAGAGCUUUCCCAGCGGCCACUCGUCCUUUGCCUUUGCGGGUCUGGGUUUCACGGCGCUGUACGUCGGGGGAAAGCUGCGCUGCUUCAGCGCCGGGGGGCAAGGCCGGGCGUGGCGGCUGUGCGCCUUCCUCACGCCUCUGCUCGUGGCGUCCGUGAUCGCCCUCUCCAGGACCUGUGACUACAAACACCACUGGCAAGACGUGUUGGUGGGCUCUCUGCUGGGCCUGGCCUUGGCCUGGCUGUGCUACCGACAGCACUACCCUCCCCUCCAGGACGCCGACUGCCACAGACCUCUGCGUCGCAGGGAGACCGUCCCCGCCGCGCAGGAGCGCAAACUGGCCAACUGCAACUACAUCCUGCCCCGCCGGCCAGUUGGGGGAAAGUCCUCAGCGAUUGGACGUCAGUUCUUUGUCGUUCGUUCCAGACUUUUCGGGGAAGAGCGUCGGAGGUCAACCUGAGGAGAAAAUUAUUUUGUUGGGAUUAAUAGGCAGUGCUUUUUGAAAAUAGAUCAGUCUUGUUUAUUUAUCAACUAAUGACGUUACGUCUUCUGAAAUGUGUAAAUGUGCUGCUUUUUCAUUGUGAAUUUGAUGUUGUUUUUUUAAUCCUACUUCAUAAUUUUCUUCAGCGAAUAAUUGAAAUAUUAUCACACCAGCUGAUGUGACUGUAAAGGUGAGCUAUUGGCUCGCUGUGGGCUCUCAUAACUCCGCUGGGCUCCCAGGCCAACCCGCCUGCAGGGGGGAUCCUGUUGUCAGACUGGAACCCCACCAGGUGACGGAGCUCCCCAGUGCUCCGGCCCGGGUUUUCUAUCCUGUUACUAGUUGUACUGAAAGUUUUCUCCUGGUUUUCCUUGACUUUUUUUUCUGUUUUUUUUCUCACUUUUUUUUAUUUAUUUUUCUUAUUUAUUUUGGAGGGGGGGGUUCGGGCUGGCUCCAGGGGGCUGUGAGUCGGACUGGAAGCAGCCGAAGGACUCUGUGCCUUUUGUGUACUACUCUGUUGGGUUUACGGAAUGAUUAUGUGCUGCAUGUUACGGUGUAUGCAAACUUUUCUUGAAAUUUUACAUCUUUUUUUUACAUCAUGUUUAAAUUAUGCAUGCUGCCUUUCUUUGCCUCAGAAAGAAACAGUACCAUUGAUUUGGUUGCCGAUGGAGUCAAAUGUGAAGGUUUCUGGUUGGAAAAUAAAAAGUCACAUCAAAGGGAGUAAAAUAAAUAUCUAGAUUUUUCUUUUCUUUUUUAGCACAAUUAGAGACCAAUAAUAUCUUAAUUUACUUGGUCUCAUUGGUAUUCCUGAGCUGAUGUACAGGUGUAUGUGUAUUCAGUCUUGGGGCAUGUAGCAGUUUACUUGAAUUUUGACUUUCUUUGUCUAUGUUAAAUGUGAUAUUAUUUAAUGCAAAUAGGAAUCAUGUUCAUUGGCACUUGGUUUUAUAGAGGGCUCUUUCAAACAACAAUAUCAAUAAAUGUCCUUUAGAAAAUCCUGCAUGUUUUGCAGCAAUAUAGCAACAUCUCUUCCUCAUUAUUCUCUUCCAAAUCCCAACACAUCCAUCUGUUCCUAUUGAUUUAAUGUGAUUUUCAGUCCUUGAAUACUGCAUCAAGUUGUUAAUUAUGUCUGGACUGCUUGAGGGAUGCUGAUAAAACUUAAUUUACAUCCA
Molecule: messenger RNA, 2321 nt
Organism: Gasterosteus aculeatus aculeatus (three-spined stickleback)
Lineage: Eukaryota; Metazoa; Chordata; Actinopteri; Perciformes; Gasterosteidae
Gene: plpp5
Product: phospholipid phosphatase 5
Biological process (GO): phospholipid dephosphorylation; phospholipid metabolic process
Cellular component (GO): membrane
Molecular function (GO): phosphatidate phosphatase activity
Source: RefSeq, a predicted model, not a curated record